Messenger RNA from Cornus florida, 3440 nucleotides. Its product is annotated as disease resistance protein RUN1-like. The coding region runs from base 156 to 3101 and encodes 981 amino acids. Gene Ontology annotation, biological process: signal transduction; defense response. The transcript is spliced from 5 exons. Lineage: Eukaryota; Viridiplantae; Streptophyta; Magnoliopsida; Cornales; Cornaceae. Gene Ontology annotation, molecular function: protein binding; ATP hydrolysis activity; ADP binding. The record is from RefSeq and is a predicted model, not a curated record.
CCAACCACUUGCAUUACACCUCAGUUUGGAAGGAAAUUUCUUGGAUAUCACACACAGACAUCAACAGCCCUAUAUAAUUAAGAAGACUGAGAUUCUAACUUGAAGUACCAAAAUUGCUUUUGAGUCAUCUUACACAAACAAAUCACCCACUGUGAAUGGUUCCUCCUCCUCCUCCUCCUCCUCAAUGGAAUUAUGACGUCUUCUUAAGUUUUAGAGGUGAAGACACCCGCAAACACUUUGUAGAUCAUCUCUAUUGUGCUCUAGAACAGAAAGGAAUUUACGCUUUCAAAGAUGACGAGAAACUUGAGAGAGGAAAAUCAAUUUCUCCAGAACUCAUCAAGGCUAUAAAGGAAUCGAGAAUUGCAAUCAUCAUUUUCUCAACAAACUAUGCUUCUUCCACUUGGUGCUUGGAUGAACUGGUGGAGAUCAUUCGAUGCAAGAGCACAAUGGGACAGACAGUUUUGCCCAUCUUCUACAACGUGGAUCCCUCCCGAGUAAGGAAACAAAAGAAGAGUUUUGGAAAAGCAUUUCGCAAGCAUGAAGAAGCUUUCGGGAAGGACGACCAAAAGGUGCAAAGCUGGAGAAAUGCUUUGGUUGAGGCAGCAAACUUAAGUGGGUUCGAGCCAAAAAAAAUUGCAAAUGGGCAUGAGGCACAAUUUAUUCAGAAAAUUGUUCAAGAGAUUAUGGAAAAAUUGGGGAGGCAUAUACCAUUAGAUGUUGCCAAAUUCUCGGUGGGGAUAGAUUCUCGUGUAAAUAAAGUGAUCACUAUGUUGUACAAUGGGCAAAAGGAUGUGCGCAUUGUAGGGAUUUAUGGAGCUGGCGGGAUAGGAAAGACAACGAUUGCUAGAGCUGUUUUCAACCGAAAAUCUGGUGAAUUUGAAAGUCGUUGUUUCCUUGCAAAUGUGAGAGAAGAGUCCAAAAAACAUGGUCUUGUGUAUCUCCAACAAAAACUCUUGAAGGGAAUCCUAAAGGAAGGAGAUUUAAAUAUAAGUGAUGUUGGCCACGGGAUCAAUGUGAUAAAGAGAAGACUCCAACACAAGAAGGUUCUUGUAGUUAUCGAUGAUGUGAAUAGUUUGGAGCAAUUAGAAAGUCUAGCUGGGGGAAAUUACUGGUUUGGUGGUUUUGGAAGUGAGAUCAUCAUAACAACUAGAGAUAAACGUGUGUUGGAACAGUGUGAAGUUCUUGAUAAUGAAAUCUACAUGGUUGAGCUGUUGAAUGACGAUGAAGCUCUUGGACUCUUUAGUUGGAAUGCCUUCAAGAAGAACUAUCCUGAAGAGAAUUAUUUGCAACUCUCAUGGAGUGUAAUUAAUUAUGCUCAAGGCCUCCCAUUAGCUCUUCAAGUUUUGGGUUCUCUUUUAUUUAAAAGAAGUAUAGAAUAUUGGGAAGAUGAACUGGAGAGAUUGAAAAAAAUUCCAAAUAAAAAAAUUUAUGAAGUUCUAAAGGUAAGUUUUGAUGGCCUUGAUGAUUCAGAGAAGAAUCUAUUCCUUGAUAUCCCUUGUUUCUUUAAAGGGGAUGAUAAAGAUGAAGUAAUGAGUAUAUUGGGCAGUGAGUUUCCCUCGCGAAUUCCAAUUCUUAUCGAACGUUCCUUGAUAACUAUCUCGAAGGGCAAUAGGUUGUGGAUGCAUGAUUUGAUACAAGAAAUGGGUUGGAAAAUUGUUCAUGAAGAAUCACCUGAUGAUCCUGGCAAAUGCAGCAGGUUGCACUUUUAUAAAGAUAUCUAUAAAGUACUCAAAGAUAAUACGGGGACAGAAAAAAUUGAAGGCAUCAUGCUAGACAUAUAUCAACGCCAUCUACCAGAGGAGUUGUUAGACCAUCGAUUAGAGGACUUACAUGUAAAUGUUGAUGCCUUUGCGAAGAUGAAGGGACUUAAACUGCUCAAACUCAGUGGCAUACGGCUUCGUGGACGCCUUACAUAUCUUUCAAAUGAUUUACGUUAUCUUCAUUUGGAAGAUUAUCGGGGAAGAUUUUUGCCAUCCAAUUUCCAUCCAGAAAAUCUUGUUCAACUUCACCUCCCUCGUAGCCAAAUCCAACAAAUUCCAAUGGACAUCAAGUUUAUAGGGAUGUUAAAACAUCUCAAUUUCGGUGGUUCCCCAUAUUUGAAAAAAAUUCCUGAUCUGUCCAAUUUCCCACUUCUUGAGGAAUUAAAUCUUCAAUGUUGUAAAAAUCUAGUUGAGAUUCACCUUUCCAGUGGAGUCCAUGAGAGGCUUGUUAGCGUGAAUCUCCGUAGAUGUAAAAAACUUAGUCGUCUCCCAAGAAGCAUCAAGUUGAAAAUUUUGAAACAUUUUUAUCUCUCUGGAUGCUCAAAACUUGAGAAAUUUCCAGAGGUUCAGGAAGGUACGGAUUGUUUGGAGGAGCUUCGUUUAGGCUGGAGUGGAAUAAAAGAUUUACCCUCAUCAAUGGAACAUCUUACUGGGCUUAAAAUUUUACAACUAACAGGCUGCCGGAAGCUUAAAAGUGUUCCAAACAACAUGUUUUCUGGAAUGAAGGAUUUAAAGUGGCUUUGGAUGGAUGGAACUUCUAUAGAACAGGUACCAUCAUCCAUUGUACACUUGAGUAAGCUUGCUGAGCUCAAUCUCAGUGAAUAUCCCAAGAGGACAAGUUCAUGGAUGCCAAAAUCAUUCCAGCUGGGAAAGAGAACAACAAAUGUUGCUAAUUCAACUUAUUUGCCAAAAUCAAUCCAGCUAGGCAGUUUGUGCAAUUUAAUUGAUUUACAACUCCGGAGAUGCAAUUUGUCUGAAGAAUCCUUAUCCAGUUUUGUCCACCUAUCAUUGCUGCAAAGAUUAGAUCUAAGUCAAAACAAUUUCGCAAGCGUACCAGCAAGCUUCAAACAACUCACAAGGCUCACAGAUCCGGAUUUGAGAGAUUGCACAAGCCUCCGAAAGUUGACGUCACUUCCGUCAUCUAUAAGGGAUAUUAAUGCAGCUGGUUGCAAAUCAUUGGAAGAGUGUUGGUUUCCACCAAGUGUAGGCAGUCCAGACGAUCGGCACUUCUACUUCACAGACUGCUACAACAUGCCAAAUCUAUUAUCACAAAGUCAACUUCAGGCCAUGUUAAUUAGAGGUCCCAAGGAGAGCUAUUGCAGACCCAAGGCUCCAUUUUAACAGAAAUCCAAGAAGACGGUUCUGAAAAUGUGAAACAAACAUAGAAACAGCAAAGGAUCCUUUUAGAAAUAUUUCUGUAUGUUGUCAAUUUUAUUUUUAUUUUUAUUUUUAUUUUUAUUUUUGUUUUCUAAUGUAAUUAAGAAUUUCAAUUGUGAUGAAAAUGUGUUUUAUUUUUAUGACAAUCUAGCCUUAAACUCACUGUAUGUCACUUGAAAAAAUGAGCACAAAUAAGAAGGAACUUUGUUUAAUUUUAUAUCAUAAUGUGAACUUUGGUACUAUACAUACAAUCACUAUUGCCAAAAAAAGAUAAAAGAAGAAACAAAAAAAAAUAAAAAAUAA